CAAAUCACGUUACCCUCACGUGGAGAAACCUAACCGACUCUGACUCCUCAAAUCCUUGCCUUUCGUCUUCUCUUCUCUUCAAAGCUUCCCCCAUAUUUCUCUGCUUUCCCGAGAAAAUCCAGAGAGAAAAGAAAAGACGCCAUUGUUGAUUUUUCUCAAAGAUUCAGCAGUAAACUUCGCCGGUUCCGAAUCUAUAGCAGAGAUGGAGUCAUCAAAGGUUCAAGAAGUCGAAGAAACAUACCAGAAAGUUGAUCCAGAAUCAGAGGAACCUAACGCCGCUCGUGUUCUAGCUCUUGAUAUGAUACUCAAGUCUCUGUUGAAAAUCAGCGCCUUCUUAAGCGAUUUUCUAUUGGAGUUUUGUCAAGAAACAACACAUCACAGCUUCACUGAAGAUGGUGAAUACGCCGUUCCCCCUUCGACCCAGCUUCGUGAUUUUCUUCUCAACAAUCUAAACGUCACUCAUCCUCUGGAAGCAAACGGUGUAUUCGACUUCCUAGUAACUAUCUUGGAUCUUCUACCUCUCUGGAGAAGUGUAGAAGAAGAACCUCUGAGUUCCAAGUUUGAAGUAUACCACCAAGUGGCGAAAAAGAUUUGUAACAGGUGCAAGUUGGUUACGGAGUAUCCGUCUGCCUUCAAGGAUUUCGCAUUCGAGAACAUCCUUAAGGUUAUCAGAAUCGCCUUGAUGAUGAUGCCUUGUGACAAGGAAGGAUGUGGGAAACAAACCUAUGUUGAGCGUGUGAUCAGUAAACUUCCACCUGUUUUCACAAUUGCUGUGGAGUGGGAGAAGAAUGAGACUGACGAAGAUAUAUUUGCCACCAAUUCUGUUCUGUCUACUGAAAUUGAUAUUAGUGAGAUAUUCAAAUACGAAGGUGACAGUUUAUUCACUAAAUACCGUCUUGUGUCCAUGGUUUGCUGGCAUGGAGAUCAGUACAGUUGCAUAGCUUAUGAAAACAGAAGCUGGGUCAUACAUUUUGGUAUUCAGAAUGAGGUUAUUGGAGAUUGGAAUAGGGUUCUCAGUAUUUUUGCAGAACUGAAGAUUCGACCAGAGAUUCUGUUUUUCGAAAACGUAAGCCUCCUAAGACUGCAAACUUGCUUUAUGUUUUUGUGGAGUGUUCUCAGUUCUAUCAACUUGAAUGGCAGGUGAUGGGGAGAGACCAGAUCGUGUCCGGGAACUAGGAAUCAAUUUCUGAAGACCAAUAACAGCUUUUUUUUUUUUUUUGAAUGGUGUAGA
This is a messenger RNA of Brassica oleracea var. oleracea, 1231 nucleotides long. RefSeq lists its product as uncharacterized. Gene Ontology annotation, biological process: protein deubiquitination. The record is from RefSeq and is a predicted model, not a curated record. Bases 203 to 1144 code for a protein of 313 amino acids. Gene Ontology annotation, molecular function: cysteine-type deubiquitinase activity. The transcript is spliced from 8 exons. Lineage: Eukaryota; Viridiplantae; Streptophyta; Magnoliopsida; Brassicales; Brassicaceae.